GGUAUAGUGGCGGGGUCCGAGACCAGAUAUAGUGAAUGCUGGGUCCGGGGAGAGCGAUAUAGUGAAUGCGGGUCCGGGGAGAUCGGAUAUAGUGAAUGCGGGGUCCGGGGAGAGCGGAUAUAGUGAAUGCAGGGUCCGGGGAGAGCAGAUAUAGUGAAUGCGGGGUCCGGGGAGAUCGGAUAUAGUGACAUGCGGGGUCCGGGGAUGCAGAUAUAGUGAAUGCAGGGUCCGGGGAGAGCGGAUAUAGUGAAUGCGGGUCUGGGGAGAGCGGAUAUAGUGAAUGCAGGGUCCGGGGAGAGCGGAUAUAGUGAAUGCAGGGUCAAGGGGUAUAGUGAAUGCGGGGUCCGGGGAGAGCAUUACAGUGGAUGGAGCAGUUGG
Messenger RNA from Staurois parvus, 378 nucleotides. Lineage: Eukaryota; Metazoa; Chordata; Amphibia; Anura; Ranidae. The record is from the annotation of a GenBank genome assembly.